This is a messenger RNA of Eimeria tenella, 1176 nucleotides long. Its product is annotated as TPR domain-containing protein, putative. The record is from RefSeq and is a predicted model, not a curated record. Gene Ontology annotation, biological process: protein import into peroxisome matrix, docking. Gene Ontology annotation, molecular function: protein binding. Lineage: Eukaryota; Apicomplexa; Conoidasida; Eucoccidiorida; Eimeriidae. Gene Ontology annotation, cellular component: cytosol; peroxisomal membrane. The transcript is spliced from 9 exons.
CUGUUGUCUGCGGAGGGGGAGCCUGUGGACUGGGACACGGUGUUGGCAGCCAAGGAAGUGCAGCAGCAAAACCCUGAUGAGGGUUUUGCUGCUGAGGGUUUUGCUGCUGCUGCUGCUGCUGCUAAAGACCCCCAGGAGGCCCCCAGUGAUUUCGAAGCCUCGCUGCGCGAAUUGGAAGAGACAUGGAAAAGAGCCCACGCCAACGGUGAAAUUGACGCUGAAGAGCUGGGGCUGUUUCAGUCCAUUUUCAAGUCUGAAGACAUGGAAAGAAUUCUCGAGCAAGACCCCAAGGAAAGGAUUGAGGAAAUGUUCGAUGUUUCCAUGGGAGAUGCUACCGAGGGCGAGGAGGCGUUGUUGGGUUUCAGCAGAGAAAACCCUUAUUUAGGGUCUGGCGAGGGUUUGGAAGCAGCAAACAAAUUAAUAAAAGAAGGAAAGCUGCAGCAGGCGGUUUGGGUUUUGGAAGCAGAAGUUCAGAAAAACCCUAGCAGCAGCGAGGGUUGGCGGCUGCUUGGCCAGUGCCACGCGGACAGGGAGCAGGAUGUGGAGGCGAUUCACUGCUUGAAGAAAGGCCACAGCGUUGACCCUUACAACCUCGACAGUCUCAUGGCUCUUGGGGUUUCUCUCACCAACGAGCUGGAUGUAUCUCAAGCCCUUCUUUAUCUGCGGACUUGGUUGACAAACCACGACGACUUCCAGAACCUGCCGGGCCUCUCCGAGCGGCCGCCGGAGGACUUUCACUUGCUGAAGGCAGAGCUGGUGUCUCUCUUCGAAGCAGCACUGCAGCAGCCAGAAGCAGCAGCAGCAGCAGCAGCAGCAGAACUGCACUCUGCUUUGGGGGUUUUGUACAACAUUGACAGGCACUACGACGAGGCCCUGCUGCACCUGGCUGAAGCCCUGAAACACGCGAAAGAAGAAGCAGUAGCAUCUUUGUGGAAUAAAAUUGGAGCCACUUUGGCAAACUCGGGAAGAUCUGCUGCUGCUCUUGUGGCUUAUUCCCAAACCCUCAAGUUGAAGCCAAACUACCCGAGGGCUUGGACCAACUUGGGGGUGGCCAAGGCCAACCUCGGGCAAAUGGAAGAAGCCCUGCAGCACUAUUUGGUGGCCCUCGAGCUAAACCCUGCAGCAACUCAUCUUUGGUAUUAUAUCCGCAGCGCCCUCAUUAGCCUAAGUAACUAA